Messenger RNA from Anopheles coustani, 6017 nucleotides. It is a transcript of the gene fax, whose product is annotated as failed axon connections. The transcript is spliced from 5 exons. Gene Ontology annotation, cellular component: cytoplasm. The record is from RefSeq and is a predicted model, not a curated record. The coding region runs from base 66 to 1355 and encodes 429 amino acids. NCBI's taxonomy places the organism in Eukaryota, Metazoa, Arthropoda, Insecta, Diptera, Culicidae.
UUGCCGUGUGUGAAAUCAGUCGCUUAUUUUUUUCGAAGCAAAUCAAAACUUACGAAACCAAUAGAAUGGCCACCGAAGUCGAAAACAAGCCCGUUGCGGCCGUCAGCGAGGAGGAGAAGAAGGUAGAGCAACCGGCGGCAGCGGCGGUCGCCAGCACCACCGAGGCCCCGGCCGCCACCGAUAAGCCGGCAGCCGCGGGAGGAGAUGCUGGCGCGGCCGGCGGUGACGCCGAUAAGAAAGCGGAGGAAAAACCGACCGCGGGUGGAGAGAACGCGGCGGCCGGUGGUGAAGGCGGGGGUGACGGAGCGACCAGUUCCGAGGCGACCGCACCGGCUAAGAAGGAAAAGGAAGUGAAACCGACGGUGCACAAAGUGAACUUCGAGAAGGAUGUGGUGUAUCUGUACCAGUUCACCCGCACGCCGAUGCUGCCCUCGAUUUCGCCCUUCUGCCUGAAGGUGGAGACCUGGUUGCGCCUGGCCGGACUGAAGUACGAGAACAUUGACCACAAGCUGAAGCUGCGCUCGAAGAAGGGACAGCUGCCGUUCGUCGAGGUCAAUGGGGAGGAGAUCGCCGAUUCGACCAUCAUCAUGGCCGAGCUGGCUCAGCGUUUCGAGAAGGAUCUGGACGUCGCCCUCACCCAGGAGCAGCGUAACAUCGCGCACGCCAUGAUCUCGAUGCUGGAGAACCAUCUCGUGUGGGUGGUGCUGUCGUGGCGCAUUAAGAACACGGAACAGAUGGUCAAGGGAUACAAAAUCAACCUGCAGCACGCCCUCGGAAGCCGUCUGCCGAAUGCCCUGUUGAGUUUCUUCUUCAAAUUCCAGUUCAGUCGCAAGUGUUUCCAGGGUGCUAAAAAGGUGAAAGCUCAAGGACUGGGAGUCCACAAGCCAGAGGAGAUCGAGGAGUUCGGUCGCAAGGAUCUGAAGGUGCUGUCCGAGCUGUUGGCCGAUAAGCCAUUCUUCUUCGGUGACGAACCAACCACGCUCGACUGUGUUGCAUUCUCCGUUCUGGCACAAAUCCAUUUCAUCCUGGACGAGGUUAAGUACGGUCUGAAGGAGUUCAUGCAGGAGAACUGUCCAAAUCUGGUCGGACACGUUUCGCGAAUCAAGGAGCGUUGCUUCCCAGACUGGGAGGACAUCUGCACCAAACUGGACCUGAACGCGCACAUCCCCAAGCCAGAGCCAGAAACCAAGGAAAACAAGGAGGGUGCCGAUACGGAAAAAACGGCCGAACAGGACAAGAACGAGUCGGAGAAGGAGCUGGAAAAGGAUAACUCGAACGAGAAGACCGAAAAGAAGGAGGAAAAAACCGAGAAGGUGGAAGAAAACAAAGAAAAAGAGGAGGCAGCCGCUAAAUAAGUCAGCCCGCCAACGUAAAUGUGCAACGUUUUCCGCGCGUGUACGGUGUUUUUUCACUACGAUUCGUAACCAUUAAUGCCGCUAGCAGUAGUGUGUGCCAGCAAAGCAGACGUACCACCAUCACCAAACACCACUAUCACAACCGACACGGACACGGACACACGCUAGCAGCAACAGGGGUAGCCACUAGAAGCAAGUUUCUCGCGACGAGAAGUAGAAGGAGGAGGAAGACCGUCAAAAUUCCAAUCGCGCCCGCGUUUGCAGAGAUAUAUUAUUUUGUAGAAAAGAAAAGAAAAUCUUACCGAAAUCUUGAACUUCGGCCACCGAUUGGAAGCGGAUGGGUGGAACCGACGUAAGAAGGAAUGUUUUGUUUUCCUUGUAUUCGUUGUUUAUUAGUGCUCUGCGUUUUUCGUCUGUCAUUUUAAAUAUCGUUUUUCGUUUUCGUAGUUUUUUUUUUCUUUCCCAUGCCCGUUCUUAACAUGCGUAACACAGCGAAGAACUACUUUACCUGCUGAUUUAGUAUGCAGCGGAAAAAGAAAUAAUUACAAUCUAUGUAGUAAAAUAGUAAAGCAAAAACGAAUCAGUAAGGAUCAACGAACUCUAUGUGCGUUCCAACACAAAGAUCAAAUGAUGGAAGCACACAAAAGAAACAGAGAAAGGCAAAGGUAAUAGGAAAUCGAGGACAAAACACGGUUAGACGAAUGUGCCAGCAAUGCAGAUGAUGAUAGCGAGCGGAUGCAGUAGAAAAGCUUAAAUAAGAAACAAACCGCGUGGAUGUUGGGGAUUACAAGUUGCCACGAGUAAUAUUUGUCAGUGCAAGAGAAUGGAGGGGGAGGGGGUUGAGGUACGAUUAGAAACCGGGGAGGAAGACCUAGGACACAAAGAAAGGAGACGUGUGAAGUUAUGUGAAACAAACGACGUCAAACGGAAAUGGCCACUGCCGAGUAGUGUUGUUUGGUUUUUUUUCGUACGUACGGAGCUGUUUCCUUCUUCUUUCUACACAAAUUAUGAAUACACAACUCUUAUAACCAAGGUAAAUCAGAACGAGAGGAAAACAAACUAUUUGAAGGAAAUAGAUUUUUUCAUAUGGGAUAAGAGGCAAGCAAAAAAAAAUAAUAAGAAGGAACGUAAAAUAAAAAGAUCGGCAAAAGUUAGGGGGACACGUGCGAGAGCCAACCGGAAUAUGGUAUAUGAAUACAAUACUCAAAAACUUUUCAUUUUUUGUAAAGAUUUUUUGCAGGCAUAACAUAUAAGUGUAGACUCAAAGAAGCGAAAGUAGUAGGUUAAAAGUAAGGAGUAUAAAAAUCAAAUAAAACUUUCGUCUGCUCAGCAUUUCGGUUGAACAGAAAACGACGACUACGACGACAGCGAGUUUAAUCGGUCAAUCGUGCCCGAUAACGCUGGAAUGGCGGGGAAGAUGCAUGAGAAACGACCGGGGAAGCAUGGACGCAUGAUGGAACUAGCUAGAUAGCGAUUGAAUUUUGGCAGAUGGUCAUUUAUUCUUACAUGAUUUGCACGUGUCUUCUCGCACACAUGACCCUUUGCUGCAGUGGAGGAUGUCAAUAGUUCGGCCAUUUCUUUUCAUCUCAAUACAGCUCUCUCUCUUUCCCUCUCUCUCCCUCUGACGAGCUUCGUAGAUAUGGCUAAGAUUGUACUCCCAGAACCGAUUGAUAGUAGUAAUUGUACAAUUGCUAUCGGAUUUUUUUUUCUUUUAUAUUUUAUAUUUAUAGUAUUUUACGCCAGAAUAAAAGGCGAACAAUAACGCAAAGGUAAUGUAUAAUAAACGAUAGCAGCAUAUGUCUUAUAUUUACCUAUCAAUAUUGAUUUUACGUGCGUAUAGUAUUUAGAUGGCUUUUUGCGCAUUGCAACUGCAGAAUAGAGAAAAUGUUCACCCUCCUGAGAGGUUCAUUCUCCUGUUUUGUAAAGCUUUUGAUUUUUUUUGCCGUUCUUUCAACAUGUUACGUUGAUGAUUCGUUCACUACACAGCAAACAAUGCACUUUACCGCAGUUUCAACAAUAACGCGGAUAACACGAUGGUUGCAAUGUAAUUGGGUUUAAGUUAAUGUAAACGUAUGCUGAGGAGAAAAUAUGAGGGAGAGAAAGAGAUGUCGAGUUUCUAGCCUGGAUUGGAAUCCUGUCUACGUAGUCGGUAGUCGAUAUGUUGCAGUAUGCUUCUAAACAUCCUAUUGUAAGUUAUUGCUAGCUUUGCGGGAACUGAAGUAGAUGGUUGAUUUUUUUUCUAUUCGUCUGAAGAUGAAAAUUUGAGCUAUUUCUCUUUUUGUAAAUGUAUGAGCGAAGAUAUGUUGGACUGUAGGGUACGAUGCUUCGUAUGGUCAGCGGUUUUUGGUAUGGUUUAUGUUUAGAAACUGUAAGUUCGUUAGACCAUGGAAAAGGAAAUCAAACUCAAAACUCAUGAAAGAAAAGUAAAAACUCGGAAACGAAAUAGAAACAGCUCCCGGUUAGAAAGCCGACAGGAAUUUUGAGGAAAAAGAAAAGGAAAAUAUUAAACAAUUCAAAAUCAAACCCAUAGUCAUGUCACACAAUAGUGAAGCAGCUUGUCGAAGUUGUUAAAAACCACACUAGUUUCACAUACAAGUAAACAUACUAGCCAUACAUACAUUAAAAAGAAAAUCCAUUGCAUCCAUAUAAAUGCGUACAUUUAGGCGUAAAACAUUGAUGAACAUCAUCCAAUAAAGGAACAAAAAGGAAAGCGAAAUAAAUUGAUAUGAACCACAAAACAACAAAACUAAAUGGAAGCCUUUGAAAUGGACUAGAGAAAACAAAAGAUUUUUUAACAAAUGAUGUUUGACCAUGGUGGGAUCUCACGGUGCACCUUCGCGACUAGUUGUGAGCAGCAAGAUAAGGUUAGUAUCCUCGAGUUGAAUUCGUGUAUUGCACUAACAUGAACAUGCGAUCCUGCUGCUUGAGUCGGUUUUUUAGUUGUAAUGGAAAAGGUAGACAGGAUAUGAAAAUGCACUGCCAAAGUAUCAGCAACACAAACGUCUAAAGUUUGUAGCAAGAUUUUUUGGAGCAAGCGUGUUGAACGCCGUGUACGGGAAAAAACGGUGAUAGUUUCGUGUAUGAUCUAUUAAAUACAUUAAACAAUUUUUUCACCUUUCACCUGAACGAAUGGGUUUCAGGUUGUACUGAGACUUGGUCGGUCGUAAAAACUUCUUAACGAUUAUUUCAUUCUUCUUCUAUGGACUAUCAGGAAAAUAACAGCGACAGUUCAGACUUGCAAUUUUACUUAAAGGGAACACAGUUUGAAAACUUGAUAGGAAUAAAUGUGAAGAUCUGCAGUACUUCUGUGGCAUGUGGAAAAAUAGCAAAAACGAAUCUACCGAAACUAAUCAGAUGACAUGAACCUAACCGCAACAAAUAGGAGCACAAACAGUGCGAAGUAAUCAAACGUGAGUAAAUCGUGUUUGAAGACUUAGAAAUGCAGUGGCGUACCUUAAAAUACUCAUUAUACCGUUGUAAGAAACUUAAUCAAAAGAACAAUUCCAUGUUGGCCACGAUGACCCGUAAGCAACUCACACAUCAAACAGCUCAAAUCAAUAAACUAUGUUUAUUACAACAAUAGAUUUAACGACCGUAACGUAUGAUGGGAGUGAACAAAAGAAACAAAUAAACUGUUUGAAUCACUCCCGUAAAGUUCUAACAACAUUUUAUGAACAGAUUUUGCACAUUACGUUCAGUUUCUAUUACACUUGAAUGUCGCAAAAAGAUCAGCAAACAUAACCAACACGAUUGAAAUGUGUAUAGUUGCGGGAAGUGGGCCAUAAAUAUGAUAAACAGGACCACUUGUUCCAAAGAACAGGGGAUAAACUAUUAGAAAAAUACCGGAAGCAUAAUAUACGCAUAAAAUACUGAUGAUUGAACGAUACUGAUAAGUAGGUAAUACAAAGGGUAAUUAUUUUCUCAAACAACAAAAUAUUGAAGAAUGUGAAGGAAAAUUUGAAAAUUGGCAAAACAAGAAAGGCUCAACGAACAAGAUUCCCAAAUAAAAUAAUUAAAAAUAGUAAAAUACUAAUGCAUUAGGAUUUUGUAUGGAAAAACCCCGUAAAUUUUGUUCAUACAUAUUUAGCUAAACCAUUGCGUAUAUCGUAUACUUAUAAUUUUAUUUUUAAAUUCUGCUACACGGAAAAUACAUUUCGUCCGGUGAUAACAUUUGGAAAUUGCUUUUCCAUAUUGACGUAAUUUCUUUGAGGCCACGUGGUGAAAAGUGGUUAUUAAAAAUUAAACAGUUUGAUCUUUCUAUGAUUAUACGAGGUAAAUUGGGAAAAAACGAUUGUUUUUCUUGUUCAUGAAAUGAUGCUUGUUGCAAAAUGUAAGUGAUGAGCCGUAGAUUACAAAUGGCAGAACAUUACAGUUUAGAUGUGAGCUUGACUUUGUAUAUCUAAAUAUAACAAAUGUAAAACAAAUGGAUGAAGGCGAUUGAUAGCAAAACACAAAAGUAAUUGAAAAGAGAAGUUGAUCUCAUCGUAUACCUAGACAUAGGAUAUUGGAAUCGCACAAAAAGGGAUAUGGAGGCUUAGGUCAUUCAUCCACAGCAGUAAGUCAUACCUUCAAUGCUACCACCGCCAUCGUCGUUGGGAUAUGGAAAACUAACGCGAAGACAAAAAGAAUUGUAUGUAAUCUGUAUUACAAUGAAUAUUGUCA